Morone saxatilis (striped sea-bass) is the source of this 2452-nucleotide messenger RNA. Its product is annotated as equilibrative nucleoside transporter 2. The coding region runs from base 206 to 1591 and encodes 461 amino acids. The record is from RefSeq and is a predicted model, not a curated record. Gene Ontology annotation, biological process: thymine transport; nucleoside transmembrane transport; adenine transport. The transcript is spliced from 13 exons. Gene Ontology annotation, molecular function: nucleoside transmembrane transporter activity. Gene Ontology annotation, cellular component: plasma membrane; basolateral plasma membrane. Lineage: Eukaryota; Metazoa; Chordata; Actinopteri; Moronidae.
UUUACAAACUACCGUAGCAUUGCACGUACACCCACCACGUGUAUGGCCGACAGAUACAUGUACGCUGUUAUUAAUUUGCCUCCCUCUGAAUCUUUUUGGACCGUUCGGGUACCGCGAGUGCUUGAACUGACGGUGGGAACAUAAUGAACACACAGUGACAAACACCAGCGUUUAACCAAGUUUCAAAAGAACUUCCUACAUCAGGAUGAAGGGACUAAAAGAAACUCCUCAGGACCGGGGCUGCUUGGUGGGGAUCAGUUUCUUCAUUCUGGGCCUGGGAACGUUGCUACCAUGGAAUUUCUUCAUGACUGCCUCAUUGUACUUCCAAGGUCGCCUGAACACAACAGAAUGGAGCAACGGCACGGUGGUGGUCCGCAAGGAGUACUACUUCAACAACUGGAUGACCCUGCUGUCCCAGCUGCCCCUGCUGCUGUUCACCCUGCUCAACUCCUUCCUCUACCAGAGGAUAUCGGAGGCGAUACGCAUCGCAGGCAGCCUGGUUUUCAUCCUGGUGCUCUUCAUCCUCACAGCAGUGCUGGUUAAAGUGCCCAUGGAGGAAGACCGCUUCUUCUCUGUCACCAUGGCUACCAUCUGGUUCAUCAAUUCGUUCGGUGCCGUGCUGCAGGGCAGUCUGUUCGGCCUGGUGGGUCUGCUGCCUCAGAAGUACAGCGCCAUCUUCAUGAGCGGCCAGGGCCUCGCCGGGACCUUCGCUGCCAUCGCCAUGCUGAUAGCCAUCGGCAGUGAUGCAGACUCUGAGACAGCAGCGUUGGGUUACUUCAUCACACCGUGUGUGGGAACGCUGGUCACACUCUUCAGCUACCUGCUGCUGCCCCGCCUGGAGUUUGCCCAGUAUCAUCUCAACGGCAGCAAGUAUGAGGCGGGAACCACAGACGUGCUGCUGAAAGAGAGCAGCACAGUGGAGAACGGCAAGCUGAAUGGCCAUGCUAACGGCUCAGCUGGUGGCUCUCCGGCUGAGGCCGAGGUCGACCCCGAUAACGACGGGACCAAGCACGCCUUCCUGUCGCUGGAGCCGGAAGAGAAGCCAGAGAAGAGCCAGGCCAAGGCCUCGGUCAUAGAGGUCUUCAAAAAGAUCUGGGUGAUGGCUUUCUCCGUGACGUUUGUGUUUACAGUCACUCUGUCCGUCUUUCCUGCUGUCACUGCAGAUGUCAGAACAUCAUUCCCAGGAAAAUGGGAACGCUUCUUUAUCUCCGUGUGCUGCUUCUUGACUUUCAACCUCAACGACUGGUUCGGUCGGACCAUCACCACCUUGAUACGCUGGCCUUGUAAAGAGUCGCGCCUGUUCCCGGCGCUAGUUGUCUCCAGGGUGGUGUUCGUCCCUCUGCUGAUGCUCUGUAAUGUCCAGAAUCGCUCCUACCUUCCCGUCUUAUUCUCCCACGAUGCGGCUUUUAUUGUCAUCAUGGCUGUCUUCUCUGUGUCCAGUGGCUACUUCGUCUGCCUCUCCAUGUCCUACGCGCCACAGUUGGUGGAACCUAAAGAUGCAGAGACUGCAGGAGCCCUGAUGACCUUCUUCCUGGCCCUGGGUCUGUCCAUUGGAGCCGCCCUGUCCUUCCCCCUCCGAGCUCUGGUCUAGUCACACACACACACACACACACUGACACAUAUAGCACUGCGUAGACACUGUAGAAUAUUUUUCACACACACCUGGAGGAGGGUGGAAUAUGAUAAACAGUUAAUCAUCGGUGUGCCCCUCCUGGACGACCUUCUCAUUGUUUCUCCACUCAUCAGUCAGCUGCUGUGCGUGUUACAGCAUGACGGCCCUGACAACCAGGGAGCCUGGGUGACGCUGUAAAACCACAGCUCAUGAAGCGGUACUGCUCAUAAACGACUGACAGGAUUCCCUUUGAAUGGGAACAAGGGAUUUGCUGCAUGUUACUUUGAAUAAGUCCUGGUUAUGUUAUUUCCUGUAAGGUUAGAACAGAUUCUCUGUACAGACAAUGUAAUAGAACUGAUUGUGCUGGACUUUUAUGUUUAUUGUUGUGUGUUUCUACAUUUUUUAGGUUUAUUUAUGUUUAUUUUAGCUUUUGUUGUAAGUAGUUAUUUGGGCAUUAUCAGAUGAUUCUAUGUAGAUAAAGGGACAUCCUAGAAAAACUGACUUUAUUCAUAUGCUGCAAUUAAGAAAACAUAGGUACGAAAGAAGUACUUGUUUUUGCUUUGGUCUUAUACUGCAUUUGUUUGGAUUUUGAAAAGCGAUAGAUGUUUUCUAUUUGGUUGAUGGCUUGAAUGAUUACCGUGAAUCUUCUUUUUGUGAGAUCAAUUACAUUAGGUACUUUUGAUGUAUUUUUCUGCCUAGAAUGAUUUUGUAUUUUCUAAUGAAAUAGCUCAAUGUUACAGAAGUUGAACAAACAAAAGGAUAUUUAUAAUGUACUAUUAAAGGACAAUUCCGGCGCAAAAUGAACCUGGGGUUAAUAACACAUGACCGAGUUGGUCCGUU